AUGCAACAUCUACUGAAACUCCAGGUCUGCCGAGAUUUAAAUGGUGUGGAGGAUGACACACUUCAGGUGGGAGGAAGAAACUGUGAUAUAUGGAAACACGUCCACCUGGAGCAAAUUCACGCUAAUGAUGCGCCGGUGAUCCUCAAUUUGAGUUUAUCUGCACCUCAUCGUCCCUUCAUCGUCCCUUCAUCGUCCCCUCAUUGUUCCUUCAUUGUCCCCUUAUCGUCCUUUUAUCAUCCCCUUAUUGCCCCUUCAUUGUCCCUUCAUCGUCCCUUCAUCGUCCCCUCAUCGUCCCCUCAUUGUUCCUUCAUCGUCCCCUCAUCGUCCCCUCAUUGUUCCUUCAUCGUCCCUUCAUCGUCCCUUCAUCGUCCCUUCAUCGUCCCCUCAUUGUUCCUUCAUCGUCCCUUCAUCGUCCCUUCAUCGUCCCCUCAUCGUCCCCUCAUUGUUCCUUCAUCGUCCCCUCAUUGUUCCUUCAUCGUCCCCUCAUCGUCCCCUCAUUGUUCCUUCAUCGUCCCUUCAUCGUCCCUUCAUCGUCCCUUCAUCGUCCCCUCAUUGUUCCUUCAUCGUCCCUUCAUCGUCCCUUCAUCGUCCCCUCAUUGUUCCUUCAUCGUCCCCUCAUUGUUCCUUCAUCGUCCCUUCAUCGUCCCUUCAUCGUCCCCUCAUCGUCCCCUCAUUGUUCCUUCAUCGUCCCCUCAUUGUUCCUUCAUCGUCCCCUCAUCGUCCCCUCAUUGUUCCUUCAUCGUCCCUUCAUUGUUCCCUCAUCGUUCCUUCAUUGUUCCUUCAUCGUCCCUUCAUCGUCCCCUCAUCGUCCCCUCAUUGUUCCUUCAUUGUUCCCUCAUCGUCCCCUCAUUGUUCCUUCAUCGUCCCUUCAUCGUCCCCUCAUUGUUCCUUCAUCGUCCCUUCAUUGUUCCUUCAUUGUUCCCUCAUCGUCCCCUCAUUGUUCCUUCAUUGUUCCCUCAUCGUCCCCUCAUUGUUCCUUCAUCGUCCCUUCAUCGUCCCCUCAUUGUUCCUUCAUCGUCCCCUCAUUGUUCCUUCAUUGUUCCCUCAUCGUCCCCUCAUUGUUCCUUCAUCGUCCCUUCAUUGUUCCCUCAUCGUUCCUUCAUUGUACCUUCAUCGUCCCUUCAUCGUCCCCUCAUCGUCCCCUCAUUGUUCCUUCAUUGUUCCCUCAUCGUCCCCUCAUUGUUCCUUCAUCGUCCCUUCAUCGUCCCCUCAUUGUUCCUUCAUCGUCCCUUCAUCGUCCCCUCAUUGUUCCUUCAUCGUCCCCUCAUUGUUCCUUCAUCGUCCCCUCAUCGUCCCCUCAUUGUUCCUUCAUCGUCCCCUCAUCGUCCCCUCAUUGUUCCUUCAUCGUCCCUUCAUCGUCCCUUCAUCGUCCCUUCAUCGUCCCCUCAUUGUUCCUUCAUCGUCCCUUCAUCGUCCCUUCAUCGUCCCCUCAUUGUUCCUUCAUCGUCCCUUCAUCGUCCCUUCAUCGUCCCCUCAUCGUCCCCUCAUUGUUCCUUCAUCGUCCCCUCAUUGUUCCUUCAUCGUCCCCUCAUCGUCCCCUCAUUGUUCCUUCAUCGUCCCUUCAUUGUUCCCUCAUCGUUCCUUCAUUGUUCCUUCAUCGUCCCUUCAUCGUCCCCUCAUCGUCCCCUCAUUGUUUACCCCGCGUGUAAAGACGAGGACACGCCGAGACGCCGAGACGGCGCGUUUAUUAGAUUAGAGACGCGGCGCUUUCAUGAAGUGAUGAAUAACAGCGCCGAGCGUCUUCCUGCCCCAACGCCACGUUCUGCUGACCCUGGCAGGCACUCCAGCGGCGCAUCCGGGAGCUCCAGCGAAUCAGAGAGCAGCUCAGAGUCCGACUCGGACAGCGAGAGCAGCUCCAGCGACAGCGAAUGCAACCGAGCGUCACGCGCCACCACACCGGAGCCUGAACCACCAUCAACGAACAAGUGGCAGCUGGAUAAAUGGCUAAACAAGGUCACCCCUCACAACAAGGUUCUUACCAACACCCAGACCGAGACCCUUGGACCUGGCAGCUCCCAACCUGAAGACGUUCAAGCUCCAGACAACCAGACCGGCGCUAAAACCAAGCCGAAUGCAGCCCUGGUGCAACCAGAUCCCAAAGAUCGAGCCUUGCUCAGUCCGGUCCGCGAAAAGGCCAAACCUAAAACGAACCAGAAAGCCCCAGACGGGAAGUCUACCAAGGUCAAGACGGGUUCUUGUGUCGACCUUCCUCCUUCAAGGAGGAGCACAGGCAAGAAGCAGCCCAAGAAAGUGGACCAGUCGUCUAACAGCGAGGAGCCUACCUGGACCAGGCCGGGCAACUCCAGCAGUACCCCGAAAGAGAAAGAACCUCCACCUUUAGAACCAGCCAAACCAAGAGGGAGGGCGUCAGGGGGUAAGACCGCGCCUAGGAAGGAGCCACGAUCCACCACAGGAACCACUGCCUCCACCCCAACCACUGCAAGUAUCCCAGUUCCAGACAAGAAGAAGCACAGAGGACCUAGUAAGAUCACCCCAAAGUCGAAGGAGUUCAUCGAAACAGAGUCGUCCUCAUCGGAGUGCCACUCGGACUCCGAGGAACUCUCGAAGGUACAUCUCCCCUGCCCAGGCCCGAACAUCUCAAAUCUCAAAUCUAAGGACUGUAACAGCAACAUCCUGAGCGUCAGCAGCCUCGCCAGCACCAGCAGCACCUCCAUACCGGACCCCGGCGCCACCGACCUGCUCGAGGAGCCCCUGUUCUCGCCCAUCUCCAUCGUACCUAACGAGCUCCUGUCACCGCUGCGGGACUUCGAGGACGUCAAGUCCCUGUGGGUGAAGAUCGAGCUGAGCCUGCUGUCGCGCAUCCCCGGGCAGGACCCGCCCGAGCCGCCGCCUACCAAGGCCGAGUGCCGGGAGAGUGCCGGCUUUAAACACAGGAGGCAGCAGUCGCCCGCUUCUGUCAUCCUGGAGAAAACCAGCAGCAAGUCGAAAAGGAAACACAAGUCGGAUCAUUGUGAGGUCCUGAGUGCCAGCAAGAAGUUAAAGCUGGAGAAGGAGGUGCUGCUCCUGCCUCCCUGUAUCUCUCCCAUCCAAAACCACAAACUCUCCAGCGCUAAAGACUCAUCAAAGAAGCAGCCCAGGAAGCUGCUGCCGCCGUUACUGUCUCCCCUGUCAGACGAGCCCGUGGGUCGCCAGCGGAGGAGCAGCGAGAGCAGUACAGUCAGUACGGAGGGUAACACCUCUGCCCCCGCCAGCCAACCCUCCAUCCAUUCCAUCCCCCCAUCCUCUUCAUCAUUAUCGUCCUCGUCUUCUUCUCACAAGCACCGGAGAGGAGAGAGUAAGGUGCACUCCAAAACCAGCAGCGAAGAAGACGGUCACGUAAAGUCCAGCUCGGUCCAUUCCAACGGUCAGUCGGAUCCCAGCACGUGGCUGAACCCUGCGGCCCUGACCACGGAGAACACGGAGCACAGGAGACCCAAACUCACCUUCAACAACACGGUUCACAGCGCUGAACACUACAUGCAGGAGGCGAAGAAACUGAAGCACAAAGCCGACGCCCUGAUGGAGAAGUUCGGUAAAGCCAUUAAUUAUGCGGACGGCGCCCUCUCCUUUAUAGAAUGUGGUAACGCCAUGGAACGAGACCCCCUAGAGGCCAAAUCACCGUACACCAUGUACUCCGAAACCGUGGAGCUCAUCAGAUACGCCAUGAGAUUAAAGAACUUCACCAGUCACUCCGCCACGCUCGCCGAGAAGAAACUAGCCGUGCUGUGUAACCGGUGUUUAUCUCUGCUGUACCUCCGGAUGUUCAGGCUGAAGAAGGAUCAUGCCAUGAAGUAUUCCAGAUCCCUCAUGGAGUAUUUCAAGAACUCCGCGAAAAGUUCCCAAGCACCUUCACCGUGGGGCUCCAACGGAAAGAGUACAGGAACGCCGUCACCCAUGUCCCUCAGUCCCUCCCCAGUCAACUCGGUAAACAGCAGUACCGGAGCCGCAGGCUCUUCCUCAUCGUCCUCCUCGUCCUCGGGCACCGUGGCCAUCCCGCAGCGCAUCCACCACAUGGCCGCCAGUCACGUCAACAUCACCAACAACAUCCUGCGCAGCUACGAACACUGGGACACGGCCGACAAGCUCGCCCACGAGAGCCAAGAGUUCUUUCAGGAACUGGACUCGCUGAUGGACCCGCUGACGCAGCACAGCAGCAUGACCGACCUGGUGCGCUACAUCCGCCAAGGACUCCACUGGCUCCGCAUAGAAGCUCAUUUGUUAUAG
Trichomycterus rosablanca is the source of this 4224-nucleotide messenger RNA. RefSeq names its product AF4/FMR2 family member 2-like. Lineage: Eukaryota; Metazoa; Chordata; Actinopteri; Siluriformes; Trichomycteridae. Gene Ontology annotation, biological process: regulation of RNA splicing. Gene Ontology annotation, cellular component: nucleus; nuclear speck. The coding region runs from base 1 to 4224 and encodes 1407 amino acids. The record is from RefSeq and is a predicted model, not a curated record. Gene Ontology annotation, molecular function: G-quadruplex RNA binding. The transcript is spliced from 15 exons.